This is a messenger RNA of Plasmodium malariae, 954 nucleotides long. RefSeq names its product mitochondrial ribosomal protein L19 precursor, putative. Gene Ontology annotation, biological process: translation. The transcript has 3 exons. Gene Ontology annotation, molecular function: structural constituent of ribosome. The record is from RefSeq and is a predicted model, not a curated record. NCBI's taxonomy places the organism in Eukaryota, Apicomplexa, Aconoidasida, Haemosporida, Plasmodiidae. Gene Ontology annotation, cellular component: ribosome; mitochondrial large ribosomal subunit. The coding region runs from base 1 to 954 and encodes 317 amino acids.
AUGAUAAAAAGAUACAUCAGAACGAAAGUCAUAACGAGUCUAAGCAAGUAUAAGUGCUAUAAUAUAAAAAAUGAAAAAACUUCAAAAUAUUGGCCUAACAUAGACUGUAUUGAUAAAGAAGAAGAGAAUAUAACGAAAAAAAAAAGGGAUGAUGAAAAAAAAAAAACUAUACCAUAUUAUAAAAACUAUAUGCAUGAUUUUUAUAGUAGACAAUUAAUGCACAAUUUACACUUAGUAGAAAUGAAAAAAAUGAACAAGUUAAGAAAUUUUAAAAUGCCCCAUAUACAUGCAGGGGACCUAAUAGAGGUGAAGUAUGAAUUAUCCAGAUCACAACAGACCUUUGCAAUUUUUCAAGGAUACUGCGUGGAAAUAAGAAAAAAAAGGUUAGACUCAUCUUUCAUUGUUAAGAACAUAUUUGAUGGUGUAGGAAUAGAACAGCUGAUACCGUUUUACUCACCUAGAAUUUUAUACGUCAAAGUUGUAAAGAGUUUAUACAAUUUAAAGGAAGAAAAUAUGAAAAAAUUUUAUCAAAUUAAUAAACCUAUCACAAGAGAUUACCGAUAUAUGUGGCAGUACAACUUCAGAGGGAAGUAUGAAAGGCCAAGGGGGCAACAUAAACCAGGUAUUAGAUCCCUCGAACCUAAAAUUAGAAGACGAUUAGCUAAAUUAAAAAAAAAAUAUAUGAAAAGGAGAAUUGAAAGUAAUUUAUCCUCUUAUAUUUUUGGUGGUGUAUAUGCACAGUAUACUAGAAAAAGGACUAGGUUAGUCCGAGCAGAAAUAUAUAGAAGAAUGCUCAUAUAUGCAAUGGAUGAAGAAAAUAGAAGAAAGCAAAAAUUAAUUAAAAGAAGAGAAAAAGAAAAUUGGAACACCUUUAAAAUUUGUAGAAACAAAGGAGAGAAUGCCUUUAUGGCUAUGCCGUCAAACCAUCCCCUAAUUAGCAAUCGACAAACAUGA